AUGAUGUUCUUCAACCUCAAGAUGUCUAUAGAAGACUGGUGUGGUAUUGCAAUAAUUUGCAGUGCUGUGUACGACUACAGCACUGCUGCUACUCAUGCACCUAGGGCUACCACACACGGUGCCAGCGCCCCGCAGAGCUCCGGCCCCGCGGAGUUCUCCAAGAGCGCCGCCGUGCCGUCCAGGGUGAGCGGCUGGGCGCAAGCCAGGAGUGCCCUGCUGUUGGCGCUCGGCCCGCCGCUGCUGGCCGCCUGCGCGGCCGGCGCCUCGUGCUGGGCCUGCCGCGUGGCCCCGAUGGGCCCAGCCGUGCCG
Molecule: messenger RNA, 309 nt
Organism: Prorocentrum cordatum
Lineage: Eukaryota; Dinophyceae; Prorocentrales; Prorocentraceae
Source: the annotation of a GenBank genome assembly